Cylindrotheca closterium is the source of this 393-nucleotide messenger RNA. Lineage: Eukaryota; Bacillariophyta; Bacillariophyceae; Bacillariales; Bacillariaceae. The record is from the annotation of a GenBank genome assembly.
AUGUCUCCUACUACCUUUGUUUGCGAAACCCCAAUGAUCAGAGAGCGCCCUCAAGCCUCUUUGACUCCACCAUCACCACCAUCCAAGAGGCAUUGCUCGAGAAUCUCCUAUGACCUGCCAUCCUCUCCAUGCGAGAGCCUGUUUCUACCCUUGUUGAGUCACUUUGACAAGGUUGCUGAAGACGAUGGAGAAAUUAAUGGACCAUUCUUUCCUACUUUGGCUCCUCGUCCCACUUCUUGCUUCAAUUCGUUCCACAAAUUGUCUAUCAAGGAACCCGAGAAUGAACAACCGUUCGCACUCAAGAAGCGAUCUUCAUCUAUGGCCUUUAAUCCAACGUCGCUCGAACCAUGCAGCAACAAGCAAAAGCUUUCGGUUCAUGCUUUGUGCGCAUAA